Molecule: messenger RNA, 1322 nt
Organism: Melospiza melodia melodia
Lineage: Eukaryota; Metazoa; Chordata; Aves; Passeriformes; Passerellidae
Product: arylacetamide deacetylase-like 4
Exons: 4
Coding region: 1-1233 (410 amino acids)
Cellular component (GO): membrane
Molecular function (GO): lipase activity; carboxylic ester hydrolase activity
Source: RefSeq, a predicted model, not a curated record
AUGGCAUUUUUUUAUCUAGUGCCAGUGAUACUGCUGGUGAUUCUUGUUGCCUCAUUCAUAUCAGCAAUCAUAAGAACAAUUCAAACUGAGUACGCCAAUUGCAGCAUCCCUCCUGGAGUGAACAAUCCCGGAAAACUUCGACUUAUUGUUGCUGUUUUGAUUGUUACAUCUACUCUGGGCAGGAUUUUUGAGAAGAUAGAGCUGUGCAGCAGCCUGGCCAUCAAGCGCCUCGUGUUCUCCGGGCGGCGGCCGGCCCCGGCCCCGGGGGUGCGGCAGGAGGAGGCGCGGCUCGGGCGGGUGCCCGUGCGGCUGUACCGGCCCCGCGGGCCCUCCACGCGCCCGCGGCCCGCCGUGCUGCUGUUCCACGGCGGCGGCUGGAUCUGCUGCAGCCUCGAUUCCCAUGAAAGGAUCUGCCAGUACAUUGCCGAGGAAAGCGGCGCGCUGGUGGUGUCUGUGGGGUACCGUUUGGCCCCUGAGCACAAAUACCCCGCUGCCUACGAAGACUGUCUGAGCGCCAGCCAGCACUUCCUGCAGCACCUGCAGCACUACGGCGUGGACCCUGCCCGCGUCACUGUCUGUGGGGACAGUGCUGGGGGCAACCUGGCAGCUGCUGUCAGCCAGACCCUGGCAGGCAGGUCAGACCUGCCCAGGCUCCGUGCUCAGAUCCUCAUCUACCCAGGCCUGCAGGCCCUGGACUUCAAUUUACCGUCCUACCAACAGAACCGGGGAGUCCCUCUGCUCUUCCGGGAGCGAGCUGUUUACUAUUCUUUGCAGUACGUACAAGGGGACACAUCAAAUCUGGAAGAGAUCUUGGAAGGCUCUCAUAUUUCUCCAGACAUGAGGCUGCAGUAUCAAAAGUGGGUGAGUGCAGACAUCAUCCCUGAGGAAUUUAAGGUCAGAGGCUACAAACCACACAAGCCCUCUGAGUUCAAGCCUGGACUUUUUGAGAAAGUGAAAAGACUCCGUGAGCCCACGCUGUGCCCACUGCUGGCUGAAGACACAAUUAUCCAGCAGCUGCCAGAAUCUUUCAUCCUGACGUGCGAGUACGAUGUGCUGAGGGACGAUGGCUUGUUGUACAAGAAGAGGCUGGAGGACAAUGGGGUUCCAGUGACCUGGUACCACCUUGAGGAUGGAUUCCAUGGAAUCGUAAACCUGUUUGAUUAUUGUGGUUUGUCAUUUCCAUCUGGGAAAAGAGGAUUGGACAGGGUUGUUGAAUUUAUAAAAGGCUUGUAAAAAGAACUCUCCCUCAUUAUGCUUCUCCCACUAAUGACUCUGCUUAGGCUCUCACACUUCAGGUAAUGCUGCACUGCACGAAUGUGACA